This is a messenger RNA of Lineus longissimus, 417 nucleotides long. RefSeq names its product protein FAM133-like. Lineage: Eukaryota; Metazoa; Nemertea; Pilidiophora; Heteronemertea; Lineidae. The transcript is spliced from 2 exons. The coding region runs from base 1 to 417 and encodes 138 amino acids. The record is from RefSeq and is a predicted model, not a curated record.
AUGGCACCUGAUAAAAUGCACAGUGCAUUUAGUGUAAACAUCAUGAACAAUGAAGAAGUAGUCUGCCCACAUAACGCGAAUCUACUUAAGGCAAAGAAGAAUAGGAAGGAUCAACAGAAGCCAGCUACAUGUAUUACCAACUCAAGGGAGGCAGUAGUCGUCCAUGCUCUGGAAACGAUUGGCUUGAAGUCGAAGGAGAAGAGAAAGGAAAAGGCGAUGAAGAAAGUGAAGUCUAAGGCAACUUGGAAGAAGAAGCCGGCGGAGAAGGUUAAGUCGCCUAUGGAAGGAGGAGGAAAUUGGUCAAAGAAGGUGGAGAAGAAGAAGGAGAAAGAGAAAGAGAAUGAGAAGAAGAAGAAGAAGAAGAAGGAUGGAGGGAAAUUGGGAAGGAAAAAGAAGAAGGCUGAAACGGAUAAAUAA